Messenger RNA from Suillus subalutaceus, 2168 nucleotides. Its product is annotated as MFS general substrate transporter. Gene Ontology annotation, biological process: transmembrane transport. The coding region runs from base 98 to 1873 and encodes 591 amino acids. Gene Ontology annotation, cellular component: membrane. Gene Ontology annotation, molecular function: transmembrane transporter activity. NCBI's taxonomy places the organism in Eukaryota, Fungi, Basidiomycota, Agaricomycetes, Boletales, Suillaceae. The transcript has 21 exons. The record is from RefSeq and is a predicted model, not a curated record.
CCGGCACAAUUCGAGCACACCUCUAUCCAUAAGUAUGACACACAGACGUCCAGAGAUAUGAACCCACUUCCUCUGUACCCAUUCUCUUUUGGCGCUAAUGACAACGACGGCGGUGCCGUCAUCUCCAGUUAAGGAGGCGAAAGAAAAGCCAGGUGCAUCAUGGAAAAAGGAUGAAGAGCAUGUCGUCCCAAAAAAUCGCAUGGGCAUUGUGUUCUUUGGUUUGAUGUGCAGUGUAUUCUUGGCGGCUUUAGAUCAAACUAUUGUAGCUACCGCCUUGCCCACAAUCGUAGCGGACCUUGGAGGGGGGCAAAACUACAGUUGGGUAGGAAGUGCGUACAUGUUGGCGUCCGCUUCUUUGGGCCCGCUAUACGGCAAGCUAUCUAACAUUGUAGGCCGCAAACCCAUACUAUAUGGAUCCAUCGUCAUAUUUCUAAUUGGUUCAGCGUUGUGUGGCGCAGCCAAGACUAUGACAUGGUUGAUUGUCUGUCGUGCCGUACAAGGAAUCGGGGGCGGGGGGAUCAUGCAACUCGUACAGAUCACCAUAUCGGACAUUGUGUCAUUGCAAGAGCGAGGCAAGUAUGGUGGCUUCAUUGGUGCUACAUGGGGCGUAGCAAGCGUCAUCGGACCAUUACUCGGUGGUGUUUUUACCGAUCAUGUAUCUUGGAGGUGGUGCUUCUGGAUCAAUUUACCGACUGGCGGCUUAGCUGGGGCACUUUUAUUCUUCUUUCUAAAUUUAAAUCCCCAUCAAGGAAGACCAUUCCGCGACCAUAUCCGGGAAUUUGAUUUCGUUGGGCUUUUCGUGAUUAUUGCAGGUGUCGUUUGCCUGCUUAUAGGUUUCAACUCGAGCGAAACGACAUGGCAAAGUGCCGAAACCAUUGCUCUCCUUGCUGUGGGAGGCACGUUGUUAAUCCUCGCCGCCGUUAAUGAGAUAUACACGAAGCGGUCCCCCAUUAUCCCUCCUCGUCUUUUCAAGACACGUACAACUGGCUUGAUAUUGAUUUCUGUAUUUUUGCAUGCUGUGGUAUUCUUCUCAGGUUCAUACUACCUUCCAAUGUAUUACCAAGUUCUUGGCGCAUCGGCAACGAGCUCUGGCGUUAGAAUGCUACCUUAUUCGUUAUGUAGUGCGCUCAUGUCAGCGGUUUCUGGAAUAGUUGUUACCCGGACGGGAUCCUACCGUCCUACUAUGUGGUUAGGAUGGAGUGUUAUGACGCUUGGUUGGGGUCUCAUGAUCAUGCUGGAAAGUACGAGCACUAAUGCAGAGAAGGAAAUAUACCCCCUUAUUGCGGCGCUUGGCAUCGGUUGCUUGUUCCAGACCCCACUUAUUGGCUUACAGGCGGCCAUGCCUCUCAAGGAUAUGGCUACCAGUACAAGUGCUUUUGUGUUCCUCCGAACUCUUGGGGGUACGAUAGGUAUUACGAUCGGGGAAGCUAUCAUUUCCAGUGUCCUCCAGCAGAAAUUGCGGGGCAUCCAGGGCCUAACCAUCGACACUUCUGCAGCGGCUUUGAACGAUGACGUCAGGCAGAUUGCUUCCAUUGCUAACCCAACAGUGCGCAAUGAAGUUAUGCAAGCUUACUCGCAGUCUAUCAGCACGGUUUGGUUGGUCAACGUGCCGCUAGCUGCGUUCGGUCUCUUCCUGGUUCUCUUUAUUCGUAAUUACACGCUCGAGCGCACGGUUAUCCGUAGCGGUGAGAAGAAGCUAGGAGACGUUGAGAAGGGUGCUGCUCAAGCGACGAUAGAAGAAGACUCACGAGCCAUGGAGUCAGAAUCUUUGGAGAACGAAAAGAGACAAGCUUCACGUGAUGACGCCUCUGAACGCACACGAACAGACGCGGCAGACGACACUACUAGUGCCAAACAGAAGACUGAAGCAUAGAGUUAGGGACAUCCGAUACCCCUGUCUCGGGCCUGGCGAUACCUGAUUAUACCUUAUCAAUGGUGGUCUCUCGCGGUGCAUGAAGCUUAAAGCUUAAUGACUCGCAUAUAAAUGAUUUGAACCUAAAUUAUGUAGCUUGUAAAUGGACUAGAGUAUCGUAUGUAUUUCUCUCACUUGGGAAUCGAUGCCAAUGGUGUAAUAUAUUCAUGACUGGGGACGUCCCUCCUUUGUGUGCACUGCUAACGAUGAUCUGGAUCAUGCUGUGAAUGGAAUAAAAGUUCAAUGAACCGCAACC